Messenger RNA from Prunus persica (peach), 1149 nucleotides. RefSeq lists its product as uncharacterized. The coding region runs from base 577 to 1149 and encodes 190 amino acids. The transcript is spliced from 2 exons. NCBI's taxonomy places the organism in Eukaryota, Viridiplantae, Streptophyta, Magnoliopsida, Rosales, Rosaceae. The record is from RefSeq and is a predicted model, not a curated record.
CCAUUCUGGUUUCCCAAAUCGAACACAACAUAGGGAACUAGAGGACUCUGUGAGACCCCAUUUCUGUCUACCUCUGUGAAUACUGAGUUUUCGGAGCAGUAGAGACUCGGGCUUUAGCCCUUUCAUCUGAAGUGAAGGGGGGCUUACAGAAGUCACAGCACCAGAGGAAACUGUACAUGAAGCCGAUCCAAUCCGUAGCGCCUCCAGGAGCUCUUCUCUGUGCUUGCCCAAAUUCAAUCCUUAGCAACUCCUGUCUGUGCUUGGGCAAAACGCAUCUGCAAGAAGGUAAUGGUAAUAGAAUUGAGGUCCUCAACUCUUCUCUCUAGUUGCCCGAAACUGAAAUGCAGAUACCAAAUUGAUGGUGGGUCCAACCUCCAUGAUGAAAUGGUCACCAAAUUGGAGGGAUUUAAGUAAUUUAGUAUGGGCUGUUGGCAUUGUGUGAUAUAUAAUUAAAAUUUUGCAGGGGAAUGGAUUUGUAAUAAUAAUGUGGUUGUAAAGAUUUUGAAGAUCCUUGGCUGUUAACGACGAAAUUUGAGGUGGUGGCAAAAGGAAGUGAAAGGAGGAGGCUUUGAAAGUAUGGAAACAUCAAGCAUGGAGAGGUCUGGUAAGAUGGACAGGGGUGGAGAGACAUCAAAGGGUGGUUAUAGUGAUUCAGGGUAUUUGGAUGGUUGUGAAAGGUCAAGUCACAGGGCACCGGCAACAGAGAGUGGGCAUAUGUCGGUCGAACAUAUGGUUAGUGAAAGUAGUGAUGAUAAUGGUGUUGACAUUAUUGCACCGAGGAAAGAAGAUGUUAUGGGGAAAGAGUUUAAAACGAUAAAAUUAGCGGAAGAAUAUUAUAUGAGUUAUGCGAAGGGCAUUGGAUUUAGCGGGAGAAAAAACAAAUUGGUUCGAAAUUCGGAAGGGAAAGUAUGUAGGAGACGGUGGUGUUGUUCUAAAGAAGGUUUGAGAAAUGAGAAGUUUAAUGAUCGAUCAAAUAGGAUGGUAGAUAUUUUAAUAAGCAUAGUUUUGUUUGUCUUUGCGCUAUACAUUAAUCAGCGUAGCGUUGUUAAGCUUUGUUCAGUUUGCACACAGGGGAUCAGUAUUUGCAUUGAACACAUGCAAUUGCAUGACGAUGAUGCAAUGCAAGUCCUUCUGUGCGCAAACCCCUAA